AGAGAGGCCCCAGUCAGUAGCCAGACAUGAGCUGUGAGGGUCAAGCUGGCAGACUGCACUGAGCACAGCUACCACCCACGGCCUGCCUUCCUGAGUCCCAGGCAACAGAAGACAGGUGGCUCUCCCCUUGGCCAAGGGUAGGUGUGGCACUGGUGUCUGCUGCCACUGUGCCCUCACUGGCCUCCUCGCACCAGACUCAGCAGAAGGGGCGACGCCACCCGAGGCUCCCGACCUGACCUAGGCCCAUCCACCGCGAGCAUGGGGCUCCCUGACGUCCAGCUCCGGCUGGUGCUGCUGUGGGCACUGGUGUGGGCACAGAGGGCAGGGUCUGCGUGUCCCUCCUGUGGGGGCCCCACACUGGAACCCCAAGCAGAACGAGCGCUGGUCCUUGAGCUGGCCAAGCAACAAAUCCUCGAGGGGCUACACCUGACCAGUCGUCCCAGAAUAACUCAUCCUCCAUCCCAGGCAGCACUGAGCAGAGCCCUCCGGAGACUGCAGCGGGGAAGUGUGGUUCCAGCGCAUGGGGAGGAGGUCAUCAGCUUUGCUGCCAUCACAGACUCCUCCACCUGCAGCUCCAUGCUCACCUUCCGCCUGCCCACUCCUCGGUCCCGCCACCUGUACCACGCUCGCCUCUGGCUGCACGUGCUCCCCACCCUCCCUGGCACUCUUCCCCUGAGGAUUUUCCGACGGGGCCCUAGGAGGAGACGCCGAGGGUCCCGCGUCCUCCUGGCUGAGCACCAGUUGGCACACCCAGGCUGGCACGCCCUGACUCUGCCCUCUGGUGGCUUGAGGCGUGAGGAGUCUGGUGUCUUGAAACUCCAACUGGACUGCAGACCCCUAGACGGCAACAGCACCGCUGCCCCACAACCUGGGCGGCUCCUGGACUCAGCAGGAGAACAGCGGCCCUUCCUGGAGCUUAAGACCCGGCCCAAAGAGCCUGGAGCAGGCCGGGCCAGGAGGAGGACCCCCAGCUGUGAGCCUGAGACCCCCUUGUGUUGUAGGCGAGACCAUUAUGUAGACUUCCAGGAGCUGGGGUGGCGGGACUGGAUCCUGCAGCCUGGGGGCUACCAGCUGAAUUACUGCAGUGGGCAGUGCCCCGCCCACCUGGCUGGCAGCCCAGGCAUCGCUGCCUCCUUCCAUUCCGCUGUCUUCAGCCUCCUCAAGGCCAACAACCCUUGGCCCUCGAGCACUUCCUGCUGUGUCCCUACUGCCCGCAGGCCUCUCUCUCUCCUCUACCUUGACCGUGAUGGCAAUGUGGUCAAGACAGAUGUGCCAGAUAUGGUGGUAGAGGCCUGUGGCUGCAGCUAG
Messenger RNA from Hippopotamus amphibius kiboko, 1308 nucleotides. It is a transcript of the gene INHBE, whose product is annotated as inhibin subunit beta E. Gene Ontology annotation, molecular function: cytokine activity; hormone activity; growth factor activity. NCBI's taxonomy places the organism in Eukaryota, Metazoa, Chordata, Mammalia, Artiodactyla, Hippopotamidae. Bases 259 to 1308 code for a protein of 349 amino acids. Gene Ontology annotation, biological process: BMP signaling pathway; SMAD protein signal transduction. The record is from RefSeq and is a predicted model, not a curated record. Gene Ontology annotation, cellular component: extracellular region. The transcript is spliced from 2 exons.